GCUUCUUUCAUGCUGCGGAAAGGGAAGGAUAGGAUCAUGUUGGAAGGUAAAGUCUACGAACUCUCCUUUCUUCCAUGGAUGAAUGACAACCAGUUGUAUGACUGGAGGGAAGCAAUGAAAUACCAAUUCUUUUGGAUCAGAUGUCUGCAAGUCCUGGUUUUCGCCCUUCCUGUUUUGGAGGAAGCAGUUGAAGCUGCCUUUGGAAAUAUUAUCAAGUCCUACUCUGCGUUCAAAGAACCGACUGCCCCCGAGCUGUUAAAUAUCAGAUUUGAUCUGACGACAUCGGCUAUAUUUCGAUACAAACCGUAUUUAACGAUAGAUCUCUCAGAAUUUGGCUUCGUUAAUAUCGAGGUCGUCUGUGCAGAUACCCCGUGGUGUCCAGAUUGUCGGAGAUAUUUCCACUUCGCUGGUGAUGUUGACUGUACGAAAAAUAAAAGGCAGAAAAGUAAUCCUCAAAAGACGAAAGGCAAAGCACCUGUGGCGGAGAAGAGUGGGAAAGAGAAUGACAAAGGUCAUAAUCAGAAAGAGAAAACGAGCAAACAGAAGAACGAUCCGACCAACCAACCGCAGGGCAAACGGCCUGAGGGGAACCAGAGGGGGAAGAAUAUGCACAAUGGGGAAAAUCUGGGAGAAUCCUCCAAAGGUUGGCACAUCGUGGUUUGGCAGGGUCAACAGAAGAAGGCUUACGUGCCAAAGGGGGCAGGUUCCUCCUUCCGGGAGGAGGUUCCGAUGAACGAGGAUGGCAAUAACGGUGUCCCUCAGGAAGGGCAGGUCAAUAAAAGGAUAAAUAAGGAAAAGGGAGAAGUUAGUAAGGAGGGGAAACGCAAGCCCAACCUCGAUGACGAAGGACAGGAACUUCGAGAGGAGCCUGAAUCGGAAGGAGGGAUAGGGGUUGAAGAGCACAUGGAUUUGGAGGAUCUUGACGAGGAGGAGGAGGAUGGGGACGAUGAUUGUGAUCUCUUAAUUCGCCAUCGGAAAGUUGAGAAAAAAAUCGAUAUUUUUGCCAAGGAUGAAGAACUAAGGGAUAUAGACUUCGGGAGGGAGGCAAACCCGUUUUCUAAAUUGGGCCCUGACGCUCGAUCAGACUCGGGCCAGAAGGAAAAUCCACUUAUUGAAGUGGAGGACACAGACAAAGAAAUACCGAAAGAUGUAAGACUCUUUGUCCUCGAUGAAGACGACUUGCAGGAAGAAGGGAAGGACGGCGAAAUGGAAACAGAUGGGCAGAUACCUCUGGAAGAGGGAGUGGACGGGGAAGAGAAAGAGGAGGAAAGCGGAGAGGAACCAGAAGAAGAUCUGCUGGGAGUCAUGGGAAAAGAACUCGAUGAUGGUCUUCAAAGGCGGACAGAGGAGGGAGUGGGAAACACAGCUGAACGGGACUUAGAUAUUGAUCUUUCUACCCCGGUGGCCAGAAAGACCACACCAAUGGAGGCUUUUAAAAUAUACGAUAAUUCGUUUUAUGGCCUGGAUUCUUUGAAUUCUCAAUCUCAGAAUUUAGGGCAGUCUUCCCCCUCAGCAGAAGAGGGCACUCCCUUUCUUUUUGGAGGAAGUGGUAUCCUUCUGAGAGGGGGAAGAAAGUGGAACGAGACCUUGAGAGGUGCAUCUCCCUCAAAAAGAAAGAAAGGGCUUAAGGGCAGGGGGAUUGACUCGUAUAGUGAGGAUCAUAGUGUGUCGAUGGGCUGAGCUCCCAUCUCUGGACUUAGCCAAGACUCGCAAAAGGUCCUUUCUACAUCAGACAACAGGCAAACAGCUGUCAUUUGCUGGGCCAAUGAGAACAUUGACAAAAAUGGAUGAAGUGAAAGGCCCGGUGAAGAGUUUUUUGGUCCCACUCAUCUGCUCAGACACGCCUCUGGGUACGAUGGUGUUGACCAGAAUAAUGUCUGAUGAAGUGCUGGUAAUCCGAGUGAUACAGGUCAAUUCCCCCCCAACGGAAGAAGAGGUAUUGGAUCUGACAAAGCGUCAUGUCCUCAAUCACACCGGUGCAGUCUCUAUCCUACCAACAAUGAAAGUUAGUCGAUAUU
Chara braunii is the source of this 2018-nucleotide messenger RNA. NCBI's taxonomy places the organism in Eukaryota, Viridiplantae, Streptophyta, Charophyceae, Charales, Characeae. The record is from the annotation of a GenBank genome assembly.